AUGUUUGAAAACCUCUGCACCCUCCCCCUCUCCGCCGAGGUCUUCACCCAAGUCCUCCACCCAACCGAGCCGCUACUGACCGUUGGCUUGUCCACCGGCCACGUCGAAACCUUCCGUUUGCCAUCCUCAGGCGACAACGAGUCCGAUGCUUCUGAUGAUCCCGAUACGAGCAUAGCAUCAAGUGGCCGGGGGGCUAUCGACAGCGUCUGGCGCACGAGGCGCCACAAGGGAAGCUGCAGAGCCCUGGCCUACAGCCACGACGGUUCUGCCCUCUACUCUGCUGGCACCGAUGGCUUGAUCAAGCACUUCUCCCCGACGACUGGCAAGGUCAUCUCCAAGGUCGCCAUCCCCUCCUCGAACAAGCAGGUCGAUGCCCCGACCCUCAUGCAUGUUCUGAGCCCCCAAAGCCUCCUGCUCGGCUGCGAUUCCGGAGCCAUGCACAUCUUUGACCUGCGAGACGGUGUCCCCUCGGCCAAGCCUGCGCAGACACACUUCCCUCACUCCGACUACGUCUCCGCCAUCGUCCCGCUUCCUCCUUCCGCCGAGAGCACCUCUGGCUUCUCGAAACAAUGGGUUUCUAUUGGAGGCACCACACUCGCCGUGACCGAUGUGCGCAGAGGCGUCCUCGUCCGCUCCGACGACCAAGAAGACGAAUUGCUAUCCGCCGCCUAUGUCCCCGGCCUCGGCCCCAAGAACAACAGGAACAACGGCAUCGUCGCUGUUGGUUCCGGCUCCGGAGUCGUCACGGUCUGGGAUAAGGGCGCGUGGGAUGACCAGCAGGAGCGCAUCAUUGUCGACGGUGGGAAGAGUGGUGGCGAGAGUCUAGACGCCAUUGCAUUGGUCCCUGAAGAGCUUGGGCUGGGAAAGAAGCUGGUCGUCGGCCUCGGGGACGGCAGCCUCAGGGUAGUUGAUUUGGUCUCCAGGGAAGUCGACAAGUCCUUGAAUCUGCGACACGAUGAUGUUGAAGGCGUCAUCUCUGUUGCUUUCGACUCCCAGAACCGCUUGAUAACGGCUGGCGGCAAGACGGUGAAGGUAUGGGAGGAGUUGUCGGAGCUUCAGGGCGAUGCAGAAGGCAGUGACGACGACAGCGACAGCGACAGCGGUAGCGGCGAUGAGCCCUCUGGCAAGCAUCGGGCAGACAGUGACAGCGACGAUGAUAGUGAUAGUGACGACGAUUCAAAGCGUCGAAACAAGCGCCAGAACACGGGAGCCGACAAGCUUGGCCCCAUGGGCGCGCACGGCAUCCUAGGCUUUGAUGGUUUGGACUAG
Messenger RNA from Colletotrichum orchidophilum, 1269 nucleotides. RefSeq names its product WD repeat domain-containing protein jip5. The record is from RefSeq and is a predicted model, not a curated record. The coding region runs from base 1 to 1269 and encodes 422 amino acids. The transcript has 2 exons. NCBI's taxonomy places the organism in Eukaryota, Fungi, Ascomycota, Sordariomycetes, Glomerellales, Glomerellaceae. Gene Ontology annotation, molecular function: protein binding.